AUGCAGCUGGAAACUUUCUAUGAUGGAAUGAGUCCAGCCACUAGAACUAUGAUUGAUGCAGCUUCAGGAGGAUCAUUGAAUACUAAAUCAUUAGAGGAAGCUCAGCGGAUUAUAGAAAUGAUGGCUUCAUCUAUGCGUCAAAAUUCUAAUUCAAGACACUCUAUAAGGAGUGGAGGAUAUGAAGCUAAAAUUCUUGAGACUUUUUUUGCAGAAAAUUCAGAAAAAGAAAGUUUUCCAAGGGCUGUGAGAAAGGCAAAGAGGCAAAUACUUGAGGAAGCAAAUCAGCCUAUUGAUGAGGAGAAAUACAAUAGACUGUCAUAUCCUCAAAGAAUGUCAAAUCCGAAACAAGAAAAGCAGUUUGAGAGGUUUCUAGAUGUCUUCAAGAAAUUUCAAAUAAAUAUUUCUUUUGCUGAAGUACUUGAGCAAAUGCCUUCCUAUGCUAAAUUCAUGAAGGAGCUGUUAUCUAAGAAGAGAAAGCUUGAGAAUGAUAAAACAGUCCCUUUGACUGAAGAAUGUAGUGCUAUUUUGCAAAGGAAGCUCCCUAAAAUAUUAAAGGAUCUAGGUUCUUUUAGCAUUCCAUGUUCCAUUAGAAAUUGUACCGUGGAGAAAGCUCUAUGUGAUCUUGGGACUAACAUUUACCUCAUGCCUCUUGCUAUCAUGAAGAAACUUGGAAUAGAAGAAGUCAAACCCACUAGCAUAACUCUACAACUUGCGAACAAAUCUUACACAUAUCCUCAUGAUUUUGUGAUCUUAGAUAUGGAAGUGGAUGUCAAUAUUCCUUUAAUUUUGGGCAGACUAUUCUUAGCUACCGGGAGAGCUUUAAUUGAUGUUCAAAAGGGAGAGCUUAUGUUGAGAGUGCAGGAUUAG
Molecule: messenger RNA, 867 nt
Organism: Abrus precatorius (Indian licorice)
Lineage: Eukaryota; Viridiplantae; Streptophyta; Magnoliopsida; Fabales; Fabaceae
Exons: 3
Coding region: 1-867 (288 amino acids)
Source: RefSeq, a predicted model, not a curated record